UACCUGUCACCGGAAAUUCACUUGUUUAUCAGGGCCGUCAGCUUGAGCUGCUGCCUGCUGAAGACUGCCCCCUCCCUGGAUCCCAGCGGCACUAACCCCCCAACCGCCCCCGACCCCGGCACUGGGGGUGGGGGUGAGGCCUGCGCCAGAAGGUUCUCCGCAAUUCUUGGGAAGAUGUAGCAUUAGUCCUCCCUAUUGGAGGCUCUGCUCUCCGCCCUCACCUGCGGCUUCGGCCCCGCCUGGCUGCUGCGUCCCAGGACCCAAUGCCUAGUGCUGGGCUCGUGGUGCUUUCCUAGCCUGGACACUCCUCCCAGGUCCUCCUCUGAUUCAGAUAUCUCCAGCCCCAGCUGUUCCUCCUCCAGGACUCUGUGCCCUGCGGCUGCCUGGCAUCUGGGAGUCUCCUUAGAGCCAGGGCUCUUCUGGCAGAGGCUGAGGCUCACUAGUGUCUUCUGGCCCCUCAAUGAGUGAGGCAAACCGAACCACUGUGGAGCCCUCAGAGCUCCCCACAGCAUCCGCCGUAUCCCCUGGACUGGGCAGCGGGGCCCGGGCAUGGCCUGUGCUGGUAGGGGUCGUGCUGGGGGCUGUGGUCCUUUCUCUCCUCAUCGCACUUGCUGCCAAAUGCCACCUCUGCCGCAAAUACCGUGCCAGCUACCAGCACCGCCCGCUGUCUGGGACAGGGAAAGGGGUCCGCCCCGAGGUGGGUGAAGAUGAGGAUGACGAUGGCUUCAUCGAGGACAAUUACAUUCACCCUGGGGCUGGUGGGCUGGGGAUGGAGGGAAGUAGGGACCACUUCUCCCUCUGAGCCCUCAUCUUCGGACCCCCCCACCCCUAUGCCCAACAGCUUAAGGACAGCAGAUACUUUGUGGGAACCGCAAGCCUCAGGGACUUGGUGGCUAGGGCUUAAGGGCUGACCAGGGGUAGAUCAAUCCUCCCUUCCUUGACACUAGCCACCAAAGUGACCAUGACCCUCUCUUGCUCAGUAACCCUCAAUGGCUCCCUCCUGUUCUUGGGAUAAAGUCUACCAAGCCCCUGGCUAUGAAAUCAGGCCUCUGUCAGCCUUUGGUUUCCUUUCCUGCCUUUCCCUACUUUACUCCCUACUUAACCAAUUAUUUGUUAUUCCUCCCCCACCUACCAUGCUCUUUCUCCAUGGACCUUUGCUCACCCUCUUCCCUUGUCUCCCUGCCCUUCUCUUCUCCCAAGUCCUUUAUGACAGCGAUGAGAAUCCCUGGCCAGUAGACCCCAUGGGGACUGCCUACCUGCCAGCAUUUCAAAUGUGCCCAGGUGAUAACAUCUUAGCAGGUGAAAAUCAUUGUGCCAAGUUUCUUAGGGAGAUUUUUUUCCUAUCAAUCAAGUGGUAAUCUAAAUAGUUAUAAUAUAUUAUGUUUUUCACAGAUACUAAUAAAUCUAUUUUCAUUUUAAAUAAAAAUGGGAAGAAGUCACUCAUUUUUUAUUUUCCUGAACUGAAACUUGUGCAUAAACAUGUCCCUUGUCGCUCAAAGCCAUGAUAGUGCUCGGACAUCCCCUCCCUGGGACACCUUCCCAGAGCCCCUCCCUUCCAUAACACCUGUGAGUUUCCCUACCAGUCUCUUACCACGUUUAAUUUUAAUCUUUAUUACAAUUUGCACUAACCCCUUACCAGGCUAGACUGUGAAUUCUCUGAGGCCACAGUCUGUGCCUUCUUCUGUGUCCUCAGAGUCUCUCACACGGCAGAUGCUAAAUAAAUAUUUGUUGACUUUGUUGAA
Eubalaena glacialis (North Atlantic right whale) is the source of this 1742-nucleotide messenger RNA. It is a transcript of the gene C3H1orf210, whose product is annotated as chromosome 3 C1orf210 homolog. NCBI's taxonomy places the organism in Eukaryota, Metazoa, Chordata, Mammalia, Artiodactyla, Balaenidae. The transcript has 5 exons. The record is from RefSeq and is a predicted model, not a curated record. Bases 461 to 802 code for a protein of 113 amino acids.